Cornus florida is the source of this 1209-nucleotide messenger RNA. Its product is annotated as cysteine-rich repeat secretory protein 38-like. The record is from RefSeq and is a predicted model, not a curated record. The coding region runs from base 385 to 1209 and encodes 274 amino acids. NCBI's taxonomy places the organism in Eukaryota, Viridiplantae, Streptophyta, Magnoliopsida, Cornales, Cornaceae. The transcript has a single exon.
UCAAUAAUUCAUUUCACCAUAGGUAAGAGCUAAAAACGUCAAGCAUAAUCACCUUCCCAGAAACAGCAAUGGAACUGCCUGUGAUCUUUAGUCUUUCACCGUCUUUUACCAAAAACUCGUUCCUUGUCUCCGCUAUUUUCAUCACUACGAAAAUCCCAUAGAACUCCAUGGUCAUUUCCUUGUCAACUCUGCAAAAAUAUUAUUGAUCAAAUCAUCCAAUAAAUUUUCGUGUUGCCCUGGUCUAAAGCUAGCCUUUCCAAGAAAUAUCCUUUCAGCCCAAUUCAAAUCUAUUCAAUUAAGGUCUCAUGACUGCACAAUUUUCUUAUAUUCAUAAGCCUAAGCCUUAAAAUGCAUAGUUUUGAUGCCUAAUCACUAUAUAAUGCAAUGUUCUCAAGAAGGCAAGACAUGCUUCUUUACCAGGGUGUUCUGAAAACCAUGCAAUUUCUUUUGCAUUUUUGUUUCUUUUCUAUGCUUCUUGGUCUUGCUCAUGCUGACCCUCCCUAUAACCUAUGUUUAAAGACAACUAAUAUUGCACAAGACAGUCCAUUUCAAUUGAACCUCAACAACCUCCUUGGUUCUUUCUCCUCAAAUGCUUCUGUCCAGAACUACUACAAUACCUCUAUUGGGAAUGACACGAAUCGUGUUUAUGGUCUGUUUCUCUGCUACAAAUUUGUUUCAGGAGACGGAUGUGAGAACUGCAUAGCCACUGCAUCACAGGACAUCAAAAGGCUUUGUUCAAACACAAGUGAUGCAGCUGUAUGGGAAGAGGUGUGCCAAUUGCGCUACUCUUACCAAAGGUUCUUUGGCGAAUUGGAUGUUACAGGUAACAUCCCUAGAAAUAACACGAAAAAUGUCACAGAACCAGACCGGUUUAGGUCUGUCCUGAAUGACACAUUGCGUAACCUCACCAAGCUGGCAGCUUUCGAUCCUUCUAUGGGUAUGUAUGCUACUGGAGAAGUAAAUUUUACAGACACCGACACCAUAUAUGCUCUGGUGCAGUGCACUACAGAAUUGUCUCAAGAUAACUGUAGUACAUGCCUUGAAACUGCGAUAACGAACCUUUCAAGUUGCUGCCCUUUUGCUCGAGGAGCCAGACUUCUUAGCCGGAGUUGCUUUUUGAGGUAUGAGUUCUAUGCUUUCUAUGAAGGCGCGACUGAAUUUCCUAAUUCAACUCGAAUUCAGAGUACAGUGUCAAGUAAGUACUCCUAA